Messenger RNA from Recurvomyces mirabilis, 1338 nucleotides. It is a transcript of the gene CDC43, whose product is annotated as geranylgeranyl transferase type-1 subunit beta. The record is from RefSeq and is a predicted model, not a curated record. The transcript is spliced from 3 exons. Gene Ontology annotation, cellular component: CAAX-protein geranylgeranyltransferase complex. Gene Ontology annotation, biological process: protein geranylgeranylation. The coding region runs from base 1 to 1338 and encodes 445 amino acids. Lineage: Eukaryota; Fungi; Ascomycota; Dothideomycetes; Mycosphaerellales; Teratosphaeriaceae. Gene Ontology annotation, molecular function: CAAX-protein geranylgeranyltransferase activity.
AUGGCGAUUUUGAGCGAGAAUGGCGCUAGUGAGGAGCCCAGGCUUGACAAGGCCCGCCACAUAAAAUACUGGACCCGCUGCCUCAAAACUCUGCUCCCGCACCAAUAUACCAGCAACGACAGCAAUAGACUCUACCUCGCCUUCUUCAUCAUCUCCGCCCUCGACCUCCUCGGCGUCCUGGAAUCGGUGCCGUCGAAGGAGGAACGCGAAGACCAUAUCAACUGGAUCUACCACUGUCAACACCCGGAUGGAGGGUUCCGGAUGUGGCCCGGCACGGACUUUGGCGUGCGGGCGAGCAAAGACAAUGCGAUGUGGGAUCCUGCUAAUAUCCCCGCGACGUACUUUGCGUUGGCGAGUCUGUUGCUGUUGAAGGAUGAUUUUUCGAGGGUGAGGCGGAGGGGGUGUUUGGAGUGGUUGCCACGCAUGCAGAGGGGGGAUGGGAGUUUUGGGGAGACUUGCGUGAAUGGAGUGGUGGAGGGGGGGAUGGAUCCGCGGUUUGGGUAUUGUGCUACUGGGAUCAGAUUUAUCCUGAGAGGGACGAUGAGUGGUCCGCUCGAGAUCGAGGGGCGGAGUGUAGGGGAUAUUGAUGUGGAUUCGUUCGUGAAAUGUGUGCAGUUGGCUGAAGCAUAUGACGGCGGCAUAGCAGAUCUUGGCUUCCACGAACCACACGCAGGCUAUACAUUCUGCUCACUCGGUGCACUCGCCUUCAUCGACCGCCUCGAAGUUGGCGACCACGCGCAUUCCAAGCGUUCCGUAGCGACCGCCCCCACAAAUCCAUCAGCAGUCAUCUCCUGGCUAGCCUACCGUCAAACCGAACUCACAGACCCGGACGCUGGCAUCGACUCGGAAUUUACCGCCCCUGAUGACACCACGGACAACGAUCCGAGCCAGAAACCCGGCGUGGGCAAAAUCGCCAAGAUCCAACAGAAAGCCGUGACCCCGGCCCACCAGACCGCGGAACACAGCGUCGGCAUCUCCAUCUUCGACCUCCUAGUCGACGGCGCCGGGAUGUCCGGCCGCACGAAUAAAGUCGCAGAUACCUGCUAUGGCUUCUGGGUCGGCGCCUCGCUACAUCUCAUGAAACAACCUACUUUGUACGACCAUGCGGCCAUGAGGAGGUAUAUGCUGGGUAAGACGCAGCAUCCUGUCCUCGGCGGGUUCGGGAAAUUUCCCGGGGACGUGCCGGAUCUGUUGCAUGGGUAUCUUGGGUUGGCGGCGUUGGGGUUGUCGGGGUGCGAGGGUGUUAAGGUGUUGGAGGGGGGGAUGUGUUUGAGUCGGGAGGCGAGGGAGCGGUUGCCGCUGUUGUGGAAGAGAUGGGAUGUUCAUGAUGAGGAGUAG